Scleropages formosus (Asian bonytongue) is the source of this 1536-nucleotide messenger RNA. RefSeq names its product potassium channel, subfamily K, member 18 (gene kcnk18). The coding region runs from base 148 to 1374 and encodes 408 amino acids. NCBI's taxonomy places the organism in Eukaryota, Metazoa, Chordata, Actinopteri, Osteoglossiformes, Osteoglossidae. Gene Ontology annotation, molecular function: outward rectifier potassium channel activity; potassium ion leak channel activity. The transcript has 3 exons. Gene Ontology annotation, cellular component: plasma membrane. The record is from RefSeq and is a predicted model, not a curated record. Gene Ontology annotation, biological process: stabilization of membrane potential; potassium ion transmembrane transport.
UGUCUCCCCGGGGACGCGUCGGUGGUUUACUUUAAUGUGAAGCGAUGCGUGGCUCCCGCUCGCCACGCGCUCCCCUGCCCAGUGGCAUGGGCACGCGCUCGCGCUCGCGCUCCGACUCCUGAUUCCCGCGCUGCGAAAAAAAAAAAGAUGUCGACGACGGCGGGAGCGGAAGGAGGGCGCCGCGCGACGACGGAGAGGCGCCGCCGCUGCUGCCGCUCGCUGUGGACGGUGCUGCCGCACGUCAGCCUCAUCGCGUCGCUCGUGGUGUACGGCUGCUUCGGGGCCCUCGUGUUCUCGCACGUGGAGAACCAGGGCACGUUCAACAUCACGGACGGCGAGUACGGCGAAUUUCUGCUCCACCUGGUCGACGUGGUUCGCGUUCGGACAGAUAACUGCUCCGACGAGUGUUUGAUGAUGGUGGAUGCCCACAUCACGGCCAAAUUCAAAUCGAUAUGGCUUCAGCGUCCGCAGAGGUGGAACUUCUUCAGCUCCCUUUUCUUCUGCUGUACCGUGUUCACAACAGUGGGUUAUGGAGAAAUGUUCCCUGUCACUUUACCUGGGAAGUUGUUCUGUAUCGUUUAUGCCAUGGUUGGCAUUCCCCUAAUGCUCCUGGUGAUCACCGAUGUAGGUGACAUUCUAGCUAUCCUCCUGUCCAAGGCCUACAUCCGUCUACACAAGUUAUACAAGACUUCUGUGUCCUGCUGGUCGUUUAGAAGGGACAGGGGAAAACAGGUGGAGGAGGCCAUGGUCCAUGACAGGACCUACACUUUCAAGAAGGACGUCCUUAUCCGAAAGCCCAUGGACAUCAGCCAGGUACUGCACCAGCAGGCAUCUAUAAGGAGCAAGUCCAACCAGCUGCAAAACGCGACCAUAUUCAAUCACAUCAUUGCUCGGGAGAACCUCGGCCAGGGCCUGCUCCAACCCAGCCGCUCUUGUCCCGAACUCCACCAAAUGCCACUGAACAAGGACACCAGCCUUUGGAACUACCCUGAGAUUGGGGAGGAACUGGAUAAACUAGAUGUGCCCAUGACGGUCAUUUUGUUGGUGGUCUUUGCCUACAUUCUUUUAAUGGGGCUGAUACUACCCCUGUGGGAAGACAGCAUUACUCACUUUGACGCCUUCUAUUUCUGCUUCAUCACCCUCACCACCAUUGGCUUUGGAGACAUUGUGCCCCAGCACCCCAAGUUCUUCAUGCUCACCUCCCUGUUCAUCAUCAGUGGCAUGGCCAUCAUGUCCAUGGCCUUUAAGCUGAGCCAGUCACGCAUUGUCAGCGGCUACCGCAAAUGCAUGCACUGCAUCAGCGGGGGCAAGGUGAAAAAGUACAACGACUCCGAGCAUGAACAACUUGUGACCAUAACCAGUAAGCUCAAGUAACGUGACUAGUUCUACGUUACAUGAAAGGCCCACAGUUCCGAUUCCUGCAUGUUCUGCAAUGCUUUGUGUAAAUAUCGUAAUGAUCAAGGUUAGCUCUGGUUCUUAGAAGCUCAGCUAAUUCAGUUGUGCCAAAGAGGGCCCUAUAGUCAGGAUUAUUUCAGA